GCGCGCCGGGCGGGGAGCGAGGGACGCCGGAACUCUUCAGCCACCGGCGCCAGUUUCCGGAGGGAGCGCGGAUUCCGAAGUCAAGGUCCGGCUGGCUGCGAACCCGGCUUCCGGAGGUUGCUCGUGUCGUGGGGGCGGCGGUGACAAUGAGGCAGAAGCACUACCUUGAGGCUGCGGCUCGGCAACUGCACGACAGCUGCCCGGGCCAGGCCCGGUAUCUCCUCUGGGCCUACAGCUCGUCGCACGAUGAUAACAGCACUUUUGAAGGAACAUGUCCAUACUGUUUCCAGUUUCUGGUUUUGGAUAACUCUAGAGUGCGCCUCAAACCUAAGUCCAGACUAACACCCAAAAUACAGAAACUUCUUAACCGAGAGGCAAGAAAUUGUACACUCAGUUUUAAAGAAGCAAAAAUUUUGAAAAAAUACAGAGACUCCAAAGGUGUAUUGUUGACUACUUGUAAAACAUGCAACAGAACAGUUAAACAUCAUGGUAAAAGUAGAAGCUUUCUCUCAGCACUGAAGAGCAGUCCUACCACUCCUACGAGUAAGCUCAGCCUGAAGACACCAGAGAGAAGGACUCCGAGUUCUGCAAAGCUGAGUCAUAUGUAUGGUUCCAAAGGCAAGAGCCCUGCCUCGAUAUUCAGGACACCUACAUCUGGACAAUCAACACCCACUUGCGCCUCAAAGAAUAUGAGCAAAAGAAAGAAACACCUUUCUCAACUAAAAAUGUUACUUAGUCAAAGUGAAUCCCAAAAGAACUCAAAGGUGGACUUCAGGAAUUUCUUAUUGUCUUUGUAAAAGAUGGGCUGUGAAAAUAAAUGUUUAAUGCAAUUCUGAAACUAAA
This is a messenger RNA of Canis lupus familiaris (dog), 843 nucleotides long. RefSeq names its product chromosome 7 C18orf21 homolog (gene RMP24). The coding region runs from base 147 to 797 and encodes 216 amino acids. The record is from RefSeq and is a predicted model, not a curated record. The transcript has 5 exons. Lineage: Eukaryota; Metazoa; Chordata; Mammalia; Carnivora; Canidae.